Molecule: messenger RNA, 2356 nt
Organism: Otolemur garnettii (small-eared galago)
Lineage: Eukaryota; Metazoa; Chordata; Mammalia; Primates; Galagidae
Gene: ZNF667
Product: zinc finger protein 667
Exons: 4
Coding region: 111-2057 (648 amino acids)
Biological process (GO): regulation of transcription by RNA polymerase II
Cellular component (GO): nucleus
Molecular function (GO): RNA polymerase II cis-regulatory region sequence-specific DNA binding; DNA-binding transcription activator activity, RNA polymerase II-specific
Source: RefSeq, a predicted model, not a curated record
CUUCAGCAACCAGCCCAGUCCGCCACCAGCCCAGUCCGGAGUCCUUGGGUACAGGAGCCCCCAGACCCUAGUCGCCUCUUUAUCAUACAUAAAGACUCAUCUGUGUGGAGAUGUCAAAGGUUUUAGGAGAUGAGUGCCAGGAAAAAGGGAUGGAGCCCACAGGUCUCUCUAGUCGGAGGCCAAAUGUGAUCACCUUAUUGGAGAAAGGGAAAGCGCCCUGGACAGCAGAGCCAGCAAAGCCAGCGAAGCCAGCCGCAAAGACAGCGGCGAAGACCGCAGCGAAGCCCGCGGCAAAGCCCGCAGCAAAGCCCGCAGCGAAGCCCGCAGCAAAGCCCGCAGCAAAGCCCGCAGCGAAGCCCGCAGUGAAGCCCGCAGCUAAGCCGAUAGCAAAGCCUGCAGCGAAGCCCGCAGCGAAGCCCACAGCGAAGCCCGCAGCAAAGCCAGCAGCAAAGCCAGCGAGAAGACCUGGGGAGCCAGACUCAGGGCCUAAAUGUGACACCAGGAAGUUACCUCCAAAUGAAUUCGACAAACCUGGGCCAAGCACCUCUCAGAAACCAGUUUCUGCACAACAGAAAGUUCCUACAGGAAAGAAGAGCGCUAAUAAAAAUUCAGUCCUAAAAAAACCCAAGAAAGGGCAUGCAGGGAAGAAAUCAUUCAAGUGCAAAGACUGUGGGAAAACUUAUAAUCAUAGCAUCUCUCUCAAACUUCAUCAAAACACUCACACUGCAGAGCGGCCUUAUGAAUGCAGUCAUUGCAGAAAAGUUUUCAGGCAGGUCUCCUCUCUCAUUCUUCAUCAGAGAAUGCAUGAUGGAAAGAAAAGCCAUGAAUGUGAUAAAUGUGGAGAAAGCUUCAAACAAAGAACAACUUUUCUUCUACAUAAGAGAAUUCAUGACGAGAAGAAAACCUUUGACCGUCCAACAACUUCAACUCAAUACGUCUGUAUCACUCUAAAUGAGAAAUUUCGCAUUAUUGAGACUGUCCACAAGUGUAAAAAAUGCGGGAAAGGCUUUGGUCGGUUGUCAUCCCUUUUACUUCACAAGAAAAUUCACAAUGAAAAGAAGCAGUAUGAAAGCAAGCAGUGUGGGAAAAGCUUCAAGAAGAAAUCAGUCUUUGUUACACAUAAAAAAAUUCAUUCUGGAGAGAAAACCCUUGCAAGUGAGAAGGCUUUAAGUCAGAAUCUACAGCAGAAACAUGAGCAUCCACACAAUCCUUAUAAAUGCAAAAAAUGUGGGAAAUCCUUUAAUAGGAUUUCACCCCUUAUGCUUCAUCAGAGAAUUCACACUUCAAAGAAACCCUACAAAUGUGAUAAAUGUGAGAAGACCUUCAGGCGAUUUUCAACCCUUGUUCUGCAUCGAAGAGUUCAUAAGGGAGAGAAAGUACACCGGUGCAAGAAGUGUGACAAGGUCUACAAUCGGCAUUCAGCCUUGAUUCAACACCAGAAGACUCAUCUGAGGAAAAAGAAAGUGUUUGAGUGUAAAGAAUGUGGGAAGAAGUUUUGUGGAAUUGCAAACCUUAAAGUGCAUCAGAACAUUCAUUCUGAAGACAAACCUUUCAAGUGCAACAAAUGCAGUAAAGUUUUUGGCCGCCAGUCAUUUCUUAUUGAACAUCAGAGAAUUCAUACAGGAGAAAAACCCUACCAGUGUGAGGAAUGUGGGAAAGCCUUCAGUCACCGAAUAUCACUAACUCGACAUAAGAGAAUUCACACUGAAGACAGACCCUAUGAAUGUGAUGAGUGUGGGAAGGCCUUCAGCCAGAGUGCACACCUUGCCCAACAUGAGAGAAUUCACACUGGAGAGAAGCCAUAUACAUGCAAAACAUGCGGAAAAUCCUUCAGUCAGCGCACAUCCCUUAUACUACAUGAAAGAAGUCACACUGGAGAGAAACCCUAUGAAUGUAACGAGUGUGGGAAGGCAUUUUGCAGUGGCUCCGACCUCAUUCGACAUCAGAGAAGUCAUUCUUCAGAGAAACCCUACGAGUGCAGUAAAUGUGGGAAAGCAUAUAGCCGGAGCUCUUCCCUGCUUCGUCACCAGAAUACCCAUUCUGAAGAAAAAAAGUAAAGUCAUUUUAAAUCUAGAAAAGUGAAGACUGAAGCUAUCAAAGGAGCAGAGUGAGAGGUAUCAGGAAAGUAUAUUUUCACAUUAACAUUAAUUUUGUAUAUAUUUAUGGGACCAUUUGAUGGAGUGUUCCACUGUGACAGCCAAAGAGCAGAAGUCAUUGAAGAGUUUUGACCUCAGGAUUUGAAAUUGUCUACGUUAAGUGUAGAAUAUUGGAUUAGUCAUUGUAAAAAAAAGACCAUUUUCAUUUCAUAAGAAUGACUCAUAUUUUAUUUCCUGUUUAGUUUUAAAGAUACUUCAGG